GGGGCAGGGGGGAGCCCUUUAAGAGGACAGCCUGGAUCCCUGAGGUCUAUUCAGCUCCAGCGGACGCGAAGGACGCGCUUCCCCAGGACCGAUUGACCAAUCGCAGGCGGAAAAAUGAAGGCUCUGUGGGCGGCGUUGGUGGUCACGCUCCUGGCAGGAUGCCAGGCCGACGUGGAGCCGGACGCCGAGGUGCAGCUGGGGAACGAGUGGGCCGGGGGCCAGGCCAGCCAGCCCUGGGAGCAGGCCCUCAGCCGCUUCUGGGAUUACCUGCGCUGGGUGCAGACGCUGUCUGACCAGGUGCAGGAGGAGCUGCUGAGCCCCCAGGUCACCCAGGAACUGACGGUGCUGAUGGAGGACACCAUGAAGGAGGUUAAGGCCUACAAGGCGGAGCUGGAGGAGCAGCUGGGCCCCAUGGCCCAGGACACUCAGGCCCGGCUAUCCAAGGAGCUGCAGGCGGCCCAGGCGCGCCUGGGGGCGGACAUGGAGGACGUGCGCGGCCGCCUGGCGCAGUACCGCAGCGAGGUGCAGGCCAUGGUGGGCCAGAGCACAGACGAGCUGCUGGGCCGCCUCAGCUCCCACCUGCGCAAGCUACGCAAGCGGCUGCUCCGGGACGCCGAGGACCUGCAGAAGCGCCUGGCCGUGUACCGCGCCGGCGUCCAGGAGGGUGCCGAGCGCAGCGUGAACACCCUCCGCGAGCGCCUGGGGCCGCUGGUGGCGCAGGCGGCCACCGCGCGCUCCCUGGUCAGCAGGCCGCUGCAGGAGCGCGCCGAGGCCUGGGGCGAGCGGCUGCGCGGGCGGCUGGAGAAGGUGGGCACCGGGGCGGGGGACCGGCUGGACGAGGUGCGGGAGCAGGUGCAGGAGGUGCGGGCCAAGGUGGAGGAGCAGGCCGCCCAGAUGCGCCUGCAGGCCGAGGCCUUCCACGCCCGCCUCAAGAGCUGGUUUGAGCCCCUGGUGCAGGACAUGCAGCAGAAGUGGGCGGAGCUGGUGGAGAAGGUGCAGUCGGCUGUGGGCACCGGCCCCACCACCGAGCCAAGGGAGAAGCACUGAGCGCCCUGGCCGCUGCCUGGGGGGCCCCGGUCCCACUCCAUGCCUCCUGUCCCCGACCCAGCCUGCGGGAGGGGCCGUCCCUGCCUUGGCUGUCCUCCUGCUGGGCCCUAGAUGAAUAAAGAUGCCUCAAACUUCACAGCA
Molecule: messenger RNA, 1188 nt
Organism: Equus quagga
Lineage: Eukaryota; Metazoa; Chordata; Mammalia; Perissodactyla; Equidae
Gene: APOE
Product: apolipoprotein E
Exons: 4
Coding region: 115-1047 (310 amino acids)
Biological process (GO): lipoprotein catabolic process; negative regulation of neuron apoptotic process; lipid transport
Cellular component (GO): extracellular region; intermediate-density lipoprotein particle
Molecular function (GO): amyloid-beta binding; lipid binding; very-low-density lipoprotein particle receptor binding
Source: RefSeq, a predicted model, not a curated record